Messenger RNA from Symbiodinium pilosum, 807 nucleotides. The record is from the annotation of a GenBank genome assembly. NCBI's taxonomy places the organism in Eukaryota, Dinophyceae, Suessiales, Symbiodiniaceae.
AUGAGCGAUUUCCAGGCGUUCCUUGAUGCCGAUGACUCUAUCGAGGAUAAUGACCAGGGCAAUAGCCCAACAGCUGCCAUCAAGGAUGCGCAGAAGCAGGACUUCCAAAGGUCCAGCCGACCCCAAUCCGCGAUGUCCACCAGCACGGCAGCAACGGAUGCAGGAAUGAUGGUAGGCGGAAUCCAGGUGCGCAUGCCCGGGCAAAGCCGCCCCGGCUCCGCCAGCAGCAACUACAGCCGGCCGCUGGGUGCGUCUGCUUCCGGCAGAGCUACGCUUGGUCCGGUGGAAAGCCUGCGCGGUCGAGGGCAAUCACCUGCACCUGCAACAGAAGGAUCUCCGACCAAGAGAAGCGGAGACACCAGAGCUCGGGUACCUUCACCAUCAGCAGACAAAGGUAUGCUUGGACCUGUGGACAGCUUGCGGGGCCGUUCAAAGUCGCCGGCCCCCGAUAGCCCGCCCUCGAAAAAUCUCGGUUUGGGGCCCGUGGAUAUGCUGAAAGGUAGAGCGCCUUCACCAGGAAAUAAGCCACAUUCUGGUGGUCUCAUGGGCCUGGGCCCUGUGGAUAGCCUGCGUGGGCGUUCGCAGUCGCCUGUUCCUGAGGUAAAGUCGCAAGGACGCGGCCUGGACUUGCGAGGUCGGGCGUCGCCAACUGCAGACAGAAGUGGCCUUCUGGGUCCAGUGGACAGUUUGCGGGGGCGAUCCAAUUCCCCUGUGCCGGAGCCUUCCAAACAUCUGGGACUGGGCCCGGUGGAUAGCCUGCGGGGCAGAUCGCAGUCACCUGCGCCGGGUCUGGCAGAUGGAUUCGGA